Messenger RNA from Malurus melanocephalus (red-backed fairy wren), 2494 nucleotides. RefSeq names its product early growth response 4 (gene EGR4). Gene Ontology annotation, biological process: regulation of transcription by RNA polymerase II. Gene Ontology annotation, molecular function: RNA polymerase II cis-regulatory region sequence-specific DNA binding; DNA-binding transcription factor activity, RNA polymerase II-specific. NCBI's taxonomy places the organism in Eukaryota, Metazoa, Chordata, Aves, Passeriformes, Maluridae. The record is from RefSeq and is a predicted model, not a curated record. The coding region runs from base 420 to 1892 and encodes 490 amino acids. The transcript is spliced from 2 exons.
AGGGGGCGGCGGGGAGGCACCGCCGGGUGUCCGCUCGGGCUGCGCCGCCGCCGGUGCCUGCCUGCCCCCCCGCCCCCSGGCCCGGCCCGCAGCACCCCCCGAACUGCCCCAAGCACCCCGGAGCGUCACCUGCAGGGUCCCUGGCACCUGCCCCGAGCCCCCCUCGGAUCCAUCGGGGCACCCCGAGAACCCCCCGGCUCAUCCCCGAGCACCCCUGGCAUCGGUGCGGGCACCCCGAGCGUUCCCAGCUCAUCCUGGGUUCGCCCCGAGCAUCGCCCGGCUCGCCCCGAGCAUCCCCGGGCUCGCCUGGAGCAUCUCUCUCGGCUCCCCUGAGCAUCCAGCGGCUCUCCCCGGGCACUGCCCGGCUCUCCCCGAGCAUCCCCGGCUCGUCCCAGCCCGCCCCCCCUGCUCCAGGGAAGAUGCUCAACGUUAUGGAUUUCUCCUGCCCGGAUCCGCUUUACUCCAAGUACGAGGAGAGCUGCGAGAUGAAAAACGGAGACCUGCAGGGCUUGGGGCAGCCUGAGCAGCAACUUCUGGCCGAGGCCGAUUUCCUCGGAGGUGAGCUGCUGGGCGCCCCCGGGAGCAGCGGGGCCGUGGAUUAUUCCCUGCUGGGCAGCCAGCCCUCCCCCUCCCUCAGCUACACCGGCAGCUUCUUCAUCAAGGCGGUCCCGGAGCAUCCCCAGGACCAGGAAUCCCUCUUCAACCUGAUGUCGGGGAUCCUGGGCAUCUCCCCCUUCGCCUCCUCCGAGGGCCACCAGAGGCACCUGGAUGCUCUUUACCCCUGUCCCGAGGUGGCUCCGAGCCAGCUGGACCUUUUCUCGUCGUGCCAGCCCGAGCUGAGCGGAUCCAGCCCGGCGCCUCCGUUCCCGGAGCAGAGCUACGGCUCCUUCCCCGCGGCCGAGGGGGCUCAGCCCCUGCAGGCACAGCCCGCCCUGAGCGGCGCCUCGCAGUGCUUCUUCCAGCCCAAGCUCCUGGACAGCAAGCAGGACAUCAAGCUGUCCCCGGGCUCCGCAGCCCUGGACAAGUUCAAAGGCUCCUGUGCGCAGUGGGAGCCGCUGUCCCAGCAGCACCAGGCCUACCUGCCCGCCKCCUUCCACUCUCCCGAGGGUUUCGCGGCCGCCGAGAGCGGCCAGGGGCUGUUCCACCCGCUGGGCUCCAAGAUGGAGAGCGUCCUGUCCGUCAGCUGCCAGUCGGAGCUCGGCAGCCUGGCGGAGGAUGCCGCCUGCUUCGGAACCCAUCUGGGCUUCGGCUGCGAGCCAGAAAACUUCCCAGCCCGCGGGGACUUCGCCGACACCAAGAUCCACAACGUCCCCGCGCCGUUAAUGCCGGACUUCGACGCCUCCUUGGCCCAGGCCGAGGUGCUGCCGGCUCUGAUGAGCUCCUCCGAGCUGCUCCAUCCUCACCCCUCUCCUUCCGUGCCCCCCUCGGAUUUCCUGGGCCACCCCACGUCCUCAUCGCUGCCMUCGCUGCUGCCCGCCACCCCUCCGGCGCUGGCCGAGCCCAAGAAGAAGACACGGCGGAGCAAAUGCUCGUCCAAAUGCUUCUGCCCCAAGCCGCACGAGAAGGCGUUCGCCUGCCCGGUGGAGAACUGCAUCCGCAGCUUCGCGCGUUCCGACGAGCUCAACCGGCACCUGCGCAUCCACACGGGCCACAAACCCUUCCAGUGCCGCAUCUGCCUGCGCAACUUCAGCCGCAGCGACCACCUCACCACGCACAUCCGCACCCACACGGGCGAGAAACCCUUCUCCUGCGACACGUGCGGCCGCCGCUUCGCCCGCAGCGACGAGAAGAAGCGCCACAGCAAGGUGCACCUCAAGCAGAAAGCGCGCACCGAGGAGAAGCUCAAAGGCCUGGGUUUCUUCUCGGUGGGGCUCUCCUUCGGGACACUCUGAGCUCCCAGCCGAGCGCUGGCAGGCGGCGUUYCGAGGUGCCCCGAGAGUCUCAUGGAGAGCCGGGGUGGCGAUUCCCUCCCGGUGGCCCCGGAGGAGAGGAGAGAGGGGCCGGAGGGGCCGGAGAGCCCGCGGGAGGGAGGCGAGGCGGUGCCGCGGGGCCGGAGCGCUCCCGGUCCCGAUGGAUGCGACAGCCCGGAGCCCGCUCCGAACCGCCGGGACUGAGCCUUUCUGCAGCUCCCGUGCCGAGGAGGGCAUGGAAAAUCCGUGUACAGACACCAAGCACCGCCSAGGUGGGUUUUUGGACACUCUGCUGUGGUUUCCCAAGCCGGGUCUUUGCRGGAUGUUCCUGACUGUCGGGGCUGCGGCUGCUCCGGUGCUUUCUCCCCACGGAGACAAACACCACGGUGCUAACAGGCCCGGGGGAAAGGUGAUUUCAAAUCUGCUACUACUGCCAUUAUUACUAUUAUUAUUAUUAUUAUUAUUAUUAUUAUUAUUAUUAUUAUUAUUAUUAUUUCGAUGAUUAUUAUUAUUAUUCUAUUUGUAAAAAGAAAAAGUCUCUAUCAGGAAUAUUUGAAAUUUGUGUCUAUUUUUCUAAUUAAAGA